AUGUCCCUUGUUCUCAAGAGAUUACUUCCAAUCAGAUCUACAAGUUUACUUAAUUCUAAAUUAACUCAAUUCCAAACUCAAUUACGUACAAUGGCUAUUCCUGCUACUCAGACUGGUUUCUUUUUCACUAAAGAGCAAGGGUUAAAAUACAGAACAGAUAUCCCUGUUCCAAAACCACAAGCUGGUCAAUUGUUGAUGAAGGUCAAUGCUGUGGGACUUUGUCAUUCUGACUUGCAUGUCAUUGACAAAGAACUUGAAUGUGGUGAUAAUUAUGUUAUGGGUCAUGAAAUUGCAGGCACUAUUGCAGAACUUGGUCCUGAAGUUGUAGGAUUCAAAGUUGGUGACCGUGUUGCGUGUGUUGGUCCUAAUGGUUGUGGUGUUUGUAAACAUUGUUUAACUGGGAACGACAAUGUUUGUAAGACUGCUUUUCUCGACUGGUUCGGGUUAGGUGCAGAUGGUGGCUAUGAAGAAUAUUUGUUGGUUAGAAGACCAAGAAAUUUAGUUAAAGUUCCUGAUAAUGUUUCCAUUGAAGCUGCUGCUGCUAUUACUGAUGCUGUUUUAACUCCUUAUCAUGCUGUCAAGACUGCCAAAAUUAAACCAACUAGUAAUGUUUUGGUUGUUGGUGCUGGUGGAUUAGGUGGAAAUGGUAUUCAAAUUGUUAAAGCAUUUGGUGGUAAAGUUACUGUUUUAGAUAAGAAACAAAAGGCUCGUGAUCAAGCUAAAAAAUUGGGUGCUGAUGAGGUCUAUGAUGAAUUACCAGCAAGUAUUGAGCCAGGAUCAUUUGAUGUUUGUCUUGAUUUUGUUUCUGUUCAAGCCACUUAUGACAUUUGUCAAAAGUACUGUGAACCAAAAGGAAUUAUUAUUCCAGUUGGUUUAGGUGCCCCAAAACUUGCAAUUGAUUUGGCUGAUUUGGAUCUCCGUGAAAUUACUGUUACUGGUACAUUCUGGGGUGCUGCCAACGAUUUGAGAGAGGCAUUUGAAUUGGUUAGUCAAGGAAAGAUCAAACCUGUUGUUUCUCAUGCUCCAUUGAAAGAAUUACCAGAUUACAUUGAAAAAUUGAAGAAAGGUGCAUAUGAAGGAAGAGUUGUUUUCCAUCCAUGA
Molecule: messenger RNA, 1101 nt
Organism: Candida tropicalis MYA-3404
Lineage: Eukaryota; Fungi; Ascomycota; Pichiomycetes; Serinales; Debaryomycetaceae
Gene: ADH5
Product: Adh5p
Exons: 1
Coding region: 1-1101 (366 amino acids)
Molecular function (GO): zinc ion binding; oxidoreductase activity
Source: RefSeq, a predicted model, not a curated record